Olea europaea var. sylvestris is the source of this 405-nucleotide messenger RNA. RefSeq lists its product as uncharacterized. The record is from RefSeq and is a predicted model, not a curated record. The annotation marks the transcript as partial. NCBI's taxonomy places the organism in Eukaryota, Viridiplantae, Streptophyta, Magnoliopsida, Lamiales, Oleaceae. The transcript has 2 exons.
AGGGAGUUCAUCCAUGUUACUGAUCAUGAGGCCUUGAAGUACAUCAAUGGUCAGCACAAGCAGAGUGGACGACAUGCAAAGUGGAUGGCAUACUUACAGGAGUUUACAUUUACGCUAAGGCAUCAAGCAGGGAAUUUGAAUCGAGUAGCAGACACAUUGAGCAGUCGUACAUUACUCCUCACCACCAUGAGCACCAGAAUUGUUGGCUUUGAAGCAUUUCUAAAUAUGUAUGCUUUGUGCUUUCCAGACUGUUCACUAAGGCAGCAAAUCAUUAGUGAACUUCAUAAUGAGGGACAUUUUGGGCGAGAUAAGACAUUGGCGUUGGUCUCUUCUGAUUAUUAUUGGCCCAAAUUGAGUAGUGACAUAGCACAUUAUGUGGAACAGUGUUAUAUAUGUCAGAAGUAA